Messenger RNA from Patella vulgata (common limpet), 2995 nucleotides. Its product is annotated as xylosyltransferase 2. The coding region runs from base 13 to 2772 and encodes 919 amino acids. The transcript is spliced from 11 exons. Gene Ontology annotation, biological process: heparan sulfate proteoglycan biosynthetic process; chondroitin sulfate proteoglycan biosynthetic process. The record is from RefSeq and is a predicted model, not a curated record. Gene Ontology annotation, cellular component: membrane. Gene Ontology annotation, molecular function: protein xylosyltransferase activity. Lineage: Eukaryota; Metazoa; Mollusca; Gastropoda; Patellidae.
UGCCAGUUGAGCAUGGCCGCUUCUCGGAUAGGAUCAUGGAAAAGAAUUUGUCUCCGUUACAAGUAUUUCUUUUAUGCUGCUUUUAUCGUGUGUGUCUUCCAAGUGUUUUUAGCUUACAGUUUUUAUAAAGUAAAUUUAUCGGAUAAAGAGAACAACGAGAAUGCGGGCCCUCAAUCCUCUCAAAGUGACAGUGGAAAAUUUGACAGUCGUUUGACAGGAUACAACGACUAUCUAAAAGCAAAACAACAAAACCAAAAUAAGGCUGUAAAUAUACAAGGUUUAUCAGAUGAUGUAGAUAAUAGUGUCCAUGGUGACGAGGAAGUUGUUGAAUUAGAACCUCCAGCACCUCAUACUACUUUUAUACCCAAGUGUAAGAUAAUCGGUAAAGAUGCGCUGUCGGCACUUGAACGAGCCAAAACCAACAAAUGUCGUCAGGAGAUUGCUGAUGUCGUCUGCUUGGAACAAGAAAAGAAACUAUAUGUUAAAAGUCUUCCAAGGUCGUGUCCGGUUGAAGCGAACACAACAGGAUCGUAUUUUGGAUGUUUCCAGGACAACAAGACAGAUCGUGAUAUGCCAAAACAUUUUAAAGAAUUAAUCAAGAAUUCCCCGCAAGCUUGUAUCGACCAUUGUACAAAGGGAGGUUUAAAGUAUGCAGGAUUACAGUUUGGUCGUGAAUGUUGGUGUGAUGAUAAAUUUGGUCGCCAUGGUAAAGUAGAGGAAGGUAGAUGUGACACGAUUUGUCCAGGUGAUAAAUAUGCUACAUGUGGAGGUUAUCUCACCAUGAGAGUAUUUAGUACUGGUUUACCAGCUAAAUUAAAAAAUCCAUCAACUUUAGCAAGCAAAGAUUCUGUCGCUGACAAACCACCAGUUAAAAUCGUCUUUAUUCUCACGUUUAAUGGUAGACAGAUACGUCAGGUCAUUCGAUUGAUACGAGCUGUAUAUCAUCCUGAUCAUUAUUAUUAUAUACAUGUAGAUAAGAGAGAGGAGUACCUAUUUAGAGAGUUACUUCCCUUGGAAAAAAGAUUACACAAUAUUCGAUUGACUCGUCAGCGUUUUUCGACCAUCUGGGGUGGAGCAAGUUUAUUACAGGCUCAUCUAUCGUUUAUGAAGGAAGUACUGGGUAUCACAGAAUGGAAGUGGGAUUAUUAUAUUAAUCUCAGUGAAAGUGAUUAUCCUAUCAAGAGAAUAGAUGAAUUGGUUUAUUUUUUAAAGAAAUAUAACGGCUACAGUUUCCUUAAAUCACAUGGUUCCGAUACUCACAGGUUUAUCCAGAAGCAAGGGUUAGAACAGACGUUUUAUGAAUGCGACAAUCAUUUAUGGCGUCUGGGACCGCGAGCUUUGCCUACUGGGAUACGUCUAGAUGGUGGUAGUGAUUGGAUAGGAAUAUAUCGUACACUAGCUGAAUAUGUCAUACAACAAGAUGAUGAAUUAUUGCGGGGAUUAAAAAACUUCUUUAAAUAUACUCUGCUGCCUGUGGAGUCAUUUUUCCAUACUUUGAGUCAGAACAGUAAAUUCUGUGAUAAAAUAAUUGAUAAUAAUUUACAUUUGACAAACUGGAGACGUAAACAGGGUUGUAAAUGUCAAUAUAAACACAUCGUGGAUUGGUGUGGAUGUUCACCCAACGAUUUUAAAACUACAGAUUUAGAUAAACUAAUGAAUUAUGAAGACAAGCCGGUGUUUUUUGCUCGUAAAUUUGAAGCAAUUGUAAAUCAAGAAAUUAUCAAUAGCAUCGAUGUUUAUUUAUUUGGGGACUAUGGACAAGAUAUGACAGCUUUAUCUAAUUACUGGCAAAAUGAGUUUCAUCAUCUGGAUAAAAAUACGAAAACUAGAGACGCUUACCUUACAGCCUAUCAUUCAUUCAUGAGGAGAGGACUUCUCUUAUUGGCUGAACAAUUUGCUACCUGUAAAUAUCGACCAAUCAAAGUGCUAGAAGCUAAUAUAAUCUACGAAUCAGAUCAUUUCCAUGGGUUACUUGUGUUAUAUCAAGCAGAAGAUGUGACCUCUGGAAAGGUCAUUACUAUGGAAACUCAUAUGCAUCCGAAAACACAUUAUUCAGUGUUAAAUCCCAUUGGUUCAAUUGGGCGACUUUUGACCCUCGAGAUCGGCACAAACUUUGAUCCCAAGGAGUUGAUUUUCCGUAACUAUGCAUCGCUUAUUGGACCGUAUGACGAGCCGGUAUUGCGCCAUGUUUGGGGUCCUGGGACAGAAUUCAUAAUAUCAGUGGCCUGGAUUGAUCCUUCUAAUGUGAUAGCCGCAUCUUACGAUGUAAAAAUACCUGCAUCUUCGCAUAUAGGCAACCAUAAUCCUUUGUUAAAAUCCCCGUUGAGACCCGGAAUUUGGAGAGUAAGACUGAUGGAGAAUCUCAAAUUAGUAGCAGAAACGAAAUUCCUUGUGUUCCCGCUCCAGUUUUACCAAGCUAGAUCCAUUUCCACGAGCGACAUUCAUCAAGCUCACUCGGGUCCCGACGGACAUUACGCCAAAAAAGACUUUUCAGAAUUACGGACAGUGUUAAAAGUGCCAAAAGACGAGAGAUUAGAAACAAAUGCGUUGACAAAUGCUCGGAAGGUCGGUAAAAACUUGGAGAAAUGGAUCGACGAAUUAUCUCCCUUAUUUUGGCAGGUCCAGAAUAGUUGUGCAAUAGAGGACGUGAGUAGUAAACAGUGUCCACAAGUCGCAAAGUGCCGAUUAGUUUCAUGGAGUUCUCGAUCUCCUGAUCCCAAAUCCGAACUUUCAGCCAUAGUCACUAAAUUAAAAUCGUUUCGAAGGAGAUGACCAUCGUUUACAAAUAGAAAAAUCGAAGAUAAAAUGAUUUGUGUUGAUUACGGAUAUUUUAAAUCCCAAAUUUUCCAUGAUCCCAUUUUAUAAAAUUUUUUUAAAAAAUUUAAUUUAAUUGAGUCCGAUUGUUAGUAUUUAAAAUUUUAGACGCAGAUUUUUCAUUUUAUUUCGACGCUUGUACAUUUUAAACCAAAUCUUAUCUUAUUUGAGAUAUUUUCAG